Pestalotiopsis fici W106-1 is the source of this 318-nucleotide messenger RNA. RefSeq lists its product as uncharacterized. Bases 1 to 318 code for a protein of 105 amino acids. The transcript has a single exon. Lineage: Eukaryota; Fungi; Ascomycota; Sordariomycetes; Amphisphaeriales; Sporocadaceae. The record is from RefSeq and is a predicted model, not a curated record.
AUGAGCAACCCAGAGCAAAACAAACAACAGCAGCAGGGCGGCGGUUUGCUCGGCGGUCUCAUGGGCGGCGUCGACAACGUCCUGACUGGUGGCCAACAAGCCCAGGGACAAGGCGGACUGCUUGGAGGCCUUGGCGGCACCGUGGGCAAGACCACCGAAGGUCUUGGUAACACCUUGAAUCAAACUGGCCAAGGUGUCGGCAAUCUGGCCAAGGGAGUCACAGAUGGCGCGGGAAACACGGUUGGAGGUGCGACCGACUCGCUAGGAAACACAGUAAAGGGUGUCGCCGGAGGGGAACGGAAGCCGCAGCAAGGCUAA